Molecule: messenger RNA, 417 nt
Organism: Magnusiomyces paraingens
Lineage: Eukaryota; Fungi; Ascomycota; Dipodascomycetes; Dipodascales; Dipodascaceae
Exons: 2
Coding region: 1-417 (138 amino acids)
Biological process (GO): regulation of transcription by RNA polymerase II
Cellular component (GO): mediator complex
Molecular function (GO): transcription coregulator activity
Source: RefSeq, a predicted model, not a curated record
AUGUCGGAUCGUCUCACUCAACUUCAAGUUUGUGUGGACCAGCUUCUCAAACAAUACUACUCUGCACUCAACUAUAUCAACAAUUCCAAUGGCUUUGAACCUCUAGGCUCAGAACCUCCCGCUUCAGAUCCUCAAGUCAAUUCCGUACCUAAAGAAAAAUUCCGUGAAGACCUCACAGAAUUGGCCCGUGACAUUGUUCUUAAAUCAAAACAAAUCGAUCUUCUUAUAGAUAACUUACCAGGAGCAGAUUCUUCUGAGGAUGAUCAGAUGGUCCGUCUGCGUGAACUCGAGAAUGAAUUAGAAUCUGUCGAAAAUGAACGUCAGCAAGUUCUUGUAGAGUCAAGCAUUUUGCUGGCAAAGUGUGACGACCUUAUCAUCAAAGUGGCUUCUGAUAUUAGUGAAAUUCAACGGUCUUAA